Epinephelus fuscoguttatus (brown-marbled grouper) is the source of this 3985-nucleotide messenger RNA. It is a transcript of the gene gda, whose product is annotated as guanine deaminase. The record is from RefSeq and is a predicted model, not a curated record. Bases 36 to 1400 code for a protein of 454 amino acids. The transcript has 14 exons. Gene Ontology annotation, cellular component: cytosol. Gene Ontology annotation, molecular function: guanine deaminase activity; zinc ion binding. NCBI's taxonomy places the organism in Eukaryota, Metazoa, Chordata, Actinopteri, Perciformes, Serranidae. Gene Ontology annotation, biological process: guanine catabolic process.
UGCUGCUGCGCGACUCCGACUGAUCUUUUUGAAGGAUGGCGAACUCUCAUAGACCCACCACCGAAAUUGCUCACGUCUACAGGGGAACAUUCAUCCACUCGACGCAGCAAACAGCGCUGCAGAUCCUGCAAGAUGAGCUCCUGGGGGUGGAUACAGAUGGAAAAAUUGCUUUCAUUGGGAGAGGCACAGAACUCGACAGACUGUCUCAGACCUUUGGAUUCAGUCCGUCUGAAGUCACACAGCUGCAACAACAUGAGUUCUUCAUGCCAGGACUGGUGGACACCCACAUCCAUGCAUCCCAGUACAGCUACGCUGGCACAGCCCUGGACAUGCCCCUACUGCAGUGGCUCAAUACCUACACCUUUCCUGUAGAGUCACACUUCAAGGACUUGGAGUUUGCCCACAGGGUCUACUCUCAAGUAGUGAAAAGGACCCUGAGAAACGGAACAACCACUGCAUGUUACUUUGCUACCAUACAUACAGAUGCCUCGCUGCUGUUGGGCCAGAUUGCAAAUGACUUUGGACAGCGUGCCUUGGUGGGCAAAGUGUGUAUGGACAGGAACAACUCUGUGAAACAUUACAAAGAGACCAAUCAGGAGUCUCAGGAGGAAACCUGUCGGUUCAUCGCAGAGCUCUUGAACAAAAAGUACCCUCUGGUAAGGCCAGUGGUGACUCCCCGCUUCGCUCUAUCCUGCACAGGAGCCUUGCUAGGACAGCUGGGAGCAAUCGCUAAGAAUAACAACCUGCACAUUCAGAGUCACAUCAGUGAAAAUGUCGAGGAAAUCAAGCUUGUGAAGGAGCUGUUUCCUGAGUCAGAGUCUUAUACAGACGUUUAUCACAAAUACAACCUGCUCACUGACAAGACAGUGAUGGCCCAUGGCUGCUACCUCAGCGAUGAAGAAUUGGCUCUGUUCAGGGAGACAGGAGCUUCUUUGUCUCACUGUCCCAGUUCCAACAUUUCGUUGUGCAGCGGAAUGUUGGAUGUCCGCAACGUCCUGAAACACAAAGUGAAGUUGGGGCUGGGAACAGAUGUGGCGGGGGGCUACUCUGCCUCUAUGCUGGACGCUAUAAGAAAAGCUCUGGACACAUCUAAAGUCUUGACCAUUCAGAACCCAGAGAAUGACACGCUUACCUUUGAGGAGGUGUUCAGACUGGCCACACUGGGAGGCAGCCAAGCUUUGUCCCUGGAUGACCAGACAGGGAACUUUGAGGUGGGCAAAGACUUUGAUGCCCUGAGGGUGAAUGUAGCUGCUCCUGGUGGACCCAUUGACAUGAUCCAGUGUGAGGAACCAAAGAUUAUUUUGGAAAAGUUCCUGAAUUUGGGUGAUGAUCGUAACAUAGUGGAGGUAUUUGUGGCUGGGAGAAGGGUGGUACCAUUCGCAGAGCCAACAACAGAGUAAACUCAAGGCCCUGGGAACGUCAGUUUGAAGAUGAUGUCAACUACCAAAAUACAUGUACAUCUGAGAGAUAUAAUAUGUGCAGCACAAGAAUGAUCAGCUGGUAACACUGUAAGUAAAAAAUGAAUCAUCACCAUAAGCAUCCAUGCAUCCAUCUAUUUUCUAUCUUACCCGUGGCUGGGUCAUAGGGACCAUAAACAUUUUACUGUUAAAUCCAGAUGACAGAAUAUGUGACAUACUAUUUAUAAGGUUCAGUGAGGGUCAAAUAAGACUGUGAUCAGCUGAGCUCAAAUCCAGUCCAUCUUUUAAGUCUUUAAGAGAAAUUACUGGACUUUAAAACAUGAAAUAAGGGACUUAUUAAGUGCUGUGAACAUUGUACUAUCUGCCGACAGCACUUUGCUGAUUAACAAGUCAUUUUUUUGUUUAUAUACACGUUGUAGAUGUUUUGUUAUAUUUAGCUAAACUGCUAACUUAAAGGGUGCCUACUACACUCAUUUUCAGUUUCAUAGUUGUAAUUUUGGGUUUUACUAGAACAUGUUUGCAUUAUUUAAUGUUCAAAAAACACUUUAUUUUCAUACUCAUACUCAUACUGUCCUCCUGAUUAUACCUGUAUUCUCCCUCUGUCUACAAUGCUUCAUUUUAGCGCCUGUCUCUUUAAGCCCCCUCCUCCCCAAAAAGUCCAGUCUGCUCUGAUUGGUCAGUGAUUUUGGGUAUAAAAGUGUAGAUAUGGAAUAUCUGCGCUUUAUUUGUCUCACAGGCCACCAUGAACAGGGCCAGGCUUUGAGGCCAAUUUUACAUAUUGGCCAAAUGUUGAAUUACAACAACUGGGUUAGUCACCUUACACUUACGUUGAGAUAGAGACGCCUAUCUCAACGUAAGUGUAAGGUGAUGUUGAGACGUCUGUAAAUCAGUGGAUACGUUUUUUAGAGCAUCAUAACCUUCGCGAAAUGACUUAUUUCACUGUCUGGAUUUGAUCCACUUGGUCUGAAAACACUGCAGAACAUGCAGAAGAUCUGGGUAAUUUCAUACUGCUGAAAUUGAGCUUUUUUGGCGUCAUGUGAAUGAACGGGGUGCACCUCCAAUGCUGUAUCCAGGUCUCUUAAUACAUCUAUGCCCAAGCCCCCAGGAUCAGAGCUGGGCCAGGAAGCCAAUUUGACUCAGUGGCCAAAUCAUGUAAUUACAACUUCUGGAUCCAUCACUUGAUGCUAUAGGGCUCAUAAAGACUUUUUCCCCAUAGUGUUACAUCAUAAAAGAGACAUAAAUCAGCAGAUAUUUGUUUUUAAAAGUACAUUAACUUCCAAGUAUGAAUAUCCGUCUCCCACGCUGUAUCCAGUUGUCGCUACACAUACAUGUUAUCUCUGCAUUGUUAUUACAGGCGGGGAAUCACUGCAGCUGAGCAAAGCGGCACUUUCUACCAUGACAAAUCCCCAUAAAAGCUUCUAAAACAAAAUCUUAACAACAACAUUCCAAAAUCAGGAAGAAAUUAACAACAUGGGAAACCCAGACUGCAUGUUUCACUGACGCUAGCAUGUAGCUACAUGUAUGUAAUGUUAACACUUGCAGUAGUGUGACUGGAGCAUAUGACCAUGAGGAAAUCUGUCAUGAGUUGAUGUCAGCUUGUCUCAGAAGUGGAAAAAUCAGUUGGAAAUAGAUUUUUUUUUUUAAAAAACACCUCAGGCUUCAGAGCGGUCUGACACUCGUAGGCAUUACUUUUACAUACGUAUACCUCAUUAUUUAAAACUUAAGCCACUUUUAAUAUGCACAUCUGACAUUGUAAAAUUAUAAAUAUGUGACAGAAAAAAGUAAAAGCAUAAUAGGUUCCUCAAGAAAUUUGAACUGGACAAUUAUCUGUAAACUUCAGUGACACAAUGACGUCGGACUUAGGUGCCGUGAGGCCUUGUACUCAGUGUAGUGGCAGUGCCUGACCUGAUUAUCGUCAGUGGCUUGGUGAUGUCAUUUUCAUGCUUGUGUAGCUGGAUAAUGCUUUGUGAUCAGGAGACUAGGAUUAAUUUGAGUUAUAAGUCAUUCAGGUUUUACACGGUACACUCCACUCACAAAGACACAAAAGUAUUUUGCAAUAUUCUCUAAGUUUCAGUGCGACUCACCCAGUGUGGUGUAACUCAUACUGUUGUCUGUUAUUGUCUGUUUGAACAUUUAGAAGUGUUGACACUUUACCUCAGAAUCCAUGCCCUGAUUUGACUUAGUGGAAAAUGAUAUUACACCCAACCUGGUGCCUUAUUACCAGAAUUAUUUUUGAUACAGUUCUGUCAUACUAACCUCAGGUUUGCUCAUUAAUUAAUAGUUUUAUUACUGAGGUUGUUGAUUUUAUGUGUCGCUCUACUAAAAUUAACUCAUGUAUUUAUGUUACCAUUACAUCCUGUUUUAUGAAUGUUAAUAAAUGAAGGGAAAUCAAACAGACUGAUUGCUGAAUGUGUGUUUGUCUGAUAAAUUAGAAUGUAUUUAAGACAAGUUGACUUUUUUACUGCAGUGAAGCCAAUUUCACUCUAUGAUACCAAAUUGUACAUGUCAAAGGUGCUCUUUGUAAUCUUUAAGGUGUCACAUCAUGGAAAUAAAUAAUACUAAGUCUG